UUCUCACUAAUUUUCUCGACGAACGAACCUUCUUCGACUUCCCACCAUUUUUUCACAGCCCGUCGUCUUCUUCCUCUUCUCCGAUCUUCAUACGCUCUGCUCUGAAUCUACGAUGACAUCAGGGAACAGAAUGCCGACUUGGAAGGAGAGGGAGAAUAACAAGCGGCGGGAGAGGCGCCGCCGUGCGAUCGCCGCUAAGAUCUUUCUCGGUUUGCGAAUGUAUGGCAACUACAAGCUUCCCAAGCACUGCGACAAUAAUGAGGUCCUCAAAGCCCUCUGCAAUGAAGCUGGAUGGACUGUUGAGGAAGACGGUACUACCUAUCGGAAGGGAUGCAAGCCUGUGGAACGUGAUAUCAUGGGUGGAUCAGCUUCUGCAAGUCCAUGUUCAUCGUACCAGCCGAGCCCAUUUACGUCUUAUAACCCAAGUCCUGCAUCUUCUUCCUUCCCAAGCCCCACCUCUUCCCGUUACGCCAUUAUAGGCAAUGGCAAUACUGCCGAUCCCAAUUCCCUCAUCCCAUGGCUGAAGAACCUCUCCUCAGGUUCAUCAUCAGCUUCUUCCCGGCUGCCUCAUUACAAUCAUUACAUAACUGGUGGCUCUAUAAGUGCACCUGUCAGCCCUCCAUCGAGCUCCCCAACUGCUCGAACACCCAGAAAACCAAAUGAUUGGGACAAUCAUCCUGCAGCUGCUCCAGCUUGGGCAGCACAGCACUUCUCAUGCAUGGCGACCCCACCAAGCCCUGGACGUCAGGCAUUGCCUGAUUCGGCAUGGCCUGAUAAUAUGCGGAUUCCUCAAAGUGGACCAUCGUCUCCAACCUUCAGCCUUGUGGCAAGGAAUCCAUUUGGAUUCAAGGAGGCAAUGUCUGCUGGAGGAUCUCGUAACUGGACUCCUGCACAGAGUGGGACAUGCUCGCCCACGGUCACUGCAGGCGCCGAUCAUACUUCAGAUGUUCUAAUGACAGAUGAAAGUGUGGCGGAGUUUGCCUUCGGAAGUUGUUCGGUUGGGUUAGUGAAGCCUUGGGAAGGAGAGAGAAUUCAUGAGGAAUGCAUCUCUGAUGAUCUUGAACUUACACUUGGGAAUUCAAGAACAAGGGUUAAUCCAGUUACAUCCUCUUAAAUUCAAGUUUGGCAACUUUCAUUGUGACUAUAAGUUGUUCAAACGGUUGAUCGUUUAAUUCUUUCCUUGAUAAUCUAUUUGUUGUUCUUGUUCCUUCCAAAAGGAGAACCAAAUUCAAAUUCCACUAAUGAUUGUUGAAAGGGA
Molecule: messenger RNA, 1258 nt
Organism: Cucurbita pepo subsp. pepo (vegetable marrow)
Lineage: Eukaryota; Viridiplantae; Streptophyta; Magnoliopsida; Cucurbitales; Cucurbitaceae
Product: BES1/BZR1 homolog protein 4
Biological process (GO): DNA-templated transcription; brassinosteroid mediated signaling pathway
Molecular function (GO): DNA-binding transcription factor activity
Source: RefSeq, a predicted model, not a curated record